Mycetomoellerius zeteki is the source of this 867-nucleotide messenger RNA. RefSeq names its product chymotrypsin-1. The record is from RefSeq and is a predicted model, not a curated record. Gene Ontology annotation, molecular function: serine-type endopeptidase activity. The transcript has 5 exons. Lineage: Eukaryota; Metazoa; Arthropoda; Insecta; Hymenoptera; Formicidae. The coding region runs from base 65 to 844 and encodes 259 amino acids. Gene Ontology annotation, biological process: proteolysis.
ACAUAUAUAAACCUUUGAAUGCAUCUAUUCACUUCAAUACCAGGUAACAAAUCUGCAAUCAAAGAUGCGUAUAUCCGCUUGUCUUAUAUUUAUCGGCCUGGCAUACGCCACUGAAGGAGCUCCAUCUCCUCCUACCGUAAGUAAGGAUGCUUUUAUCGAGGCUCCUAUCGAUAUUAAGGAUGUUUGUAACGCUCCUAUAGGCAAAUUUAACUAUCAAGUGUCAUUGAGACUAGAGAACGGCACGCAUAUAUGCAGUGGAUCUAUUCUUGAUGAUUUAAAUGUGCUAACUACAGCAAAUUGUGUUUUUGAGUGGAAGUGUUCAUUAAAUAAAAUACAGAUCUAUGCCGGCACAAACCUUUUAAACGAAUCAAGAUAUAUUUAUGACAUAAAUAGUAUUAUCAUCCACCAAAAUUACGACCCGUAUUUAUUCGUUAAUGACAUCGCCUUGAUUCACCUUAACGUACCCAUGGGAUUCAACGUACUAGUGCACCCGAUAAAUCUUCCAAAAUCCAAUCAAAGUUUCGAAGGCAAACCGUGCACGUUAGCCGGAUGGGCUAAAACAAAUGGACAGGAGUUGCAAGAAACUGAGUUAAUAGUUUAUAAGCAGAAAGAAUGUGCGAAAUAUCAUUGGCAAUUGACAGGCAACAGCCAUAUCUGCACUUCAGCUCAAAACAGAACGGUUGUAUGCCAGAAUGAUUUUGGUGCACCAUUGGUCGUCAAUGGAGUUCAAAUUGGAAUCGCUUCCUUCGGCAAUUCUUGUAAUGCUGGAGAGCCAGAUGUUUACACAAGAGUGGGCAGUUUCCUGUCUUGGAUCAAUGAAAAUUUGAAGACAAAAGAUACUUAAUUCGUUUAUUAAAUACCAUUUGA